AUGGGUGAGCCGACUCAUCUCUGUUAUUCUAUCAUUUUUGAUAUUGUUAAUUUUUUGGUUACAGGUUGUAGAGAAACAGCGUUUAUCUAUGCUAUAACAUCAGCAGCUGUUACUCACGCUAUAGCGAGAGCUUGCAGCGAAGGCACCAUCGAUACCUGUAACUGCGACACCCACUAUAAAGGAAGACCUCAGGUUUUUGCUAAUGGCAACAACGCCGCCGCUGUUACCAAUGUUCGAGAUUUCGAAUGGGGCGGUUGUUCCGACAAUAUAGGGUUCGGAUUUGAUGUCAGUCGGGAAUUUGUGGAUACGGGAGAACGCGGCAAAUCGCUGAGGGAGAAGAUUAAUCUGCACAAUAAUGAAGCUGGGCGAUGGCACGUUCAAUCUCAAAUGAGGCAGGAAUGUAAGUGCCACGGAAUGUCUGGUUCGUGCACGGUCAAAACCUGCUGGAUGCGCCUUCCUCCGUUUAGAGUCAUCGGUGAUCUUCUUAAAGAUAGGUUCGACGGUGCUUCCCACAUCACAACUUCCAAUGGUGGCAAUGGCCGAAACAACAACAAAGGACACAGCAACAGACUGCCUAAACAUCCAAAAAUGAACGCCAUUAUGUCGAACAGCAUCCACUCCAAAAGAGAAAACAGAAGGAGGCUGCACAAGUAUAACUUCCAAUUAAAACCGUUUAAUCCAGAACACAAACCUCCGGGUACAAAAGACCUGGUAUACUACGAAAUGUCUCCUGGUUUCUGCGAGAAAAAUCCUAAGUUAGGAAUUCAAGGAACUCAUGGGAGACUUUGUAAUGACACCUCGAUGGGUGUAGAAGGGUGUGAUAUCAUGUGUUGCGGCAGAGGAUACCGCACCCAAGAAAUAGUAGUUGUAGAAAGAUGUAACUGUACUUUUCACUGGUGUUGUGAGGUUAAGUGCGAUAUUUGCCGAACGCGGAAAACAAUCCACACUUGUGUCUAA
Molecule: messenger RNA, 957 nt
Organism: Diabrotica balteata
Lineage: Eukaryota; Metazoa; Arthropoda; Insecta; Coleoptera; Chrysomelidae
Source: the annotation of a GenBank genome assembly